Gymnogyps californianus (California condor) is the source of this 2853-nucleotide messenger RNA. RefSeq names its product adducin 1 (gene ADD1). Gene Ontology annotation, cellular component: postsynaptic density; adherens junction; focal adhesion. Lineage: Eukaryota; Metazoa; Chordata; Aves; Accipitriformes; Cathartidae. The transcript has 16 exons. The record is from RefSeq and is a predicted model, not a curated record. Gene Ontology annotation, molecular function: actin filament binding. The coding region runs from base 96 to 2492 and encodes 798 amino acids. Gene Ontology annotation, biological process: barbed-end actin filament capping; positive regulation of establishment of endothelial barrier; positive regulation of adherens junction organization.
AGCCUCGUCAGGGGGACCGUCUGCAGCGCCCCCUUCUUUCCCGCUCCCUCCUGCCGCCCUUUCUCAUCUGUCCUCGGGUUCCUUAAAACUGUGCUAUGAAUGGUGAUUCUGGUGUGGGGGUGGUGACUUCACCACCUCCAACAACAGCCCCUCAUAAAGAGAGGUAUUUUGAUCGAGUUGAUGAAAAUAAUCCAGAUUAUUUGAGAGAGAGGAAUAUGGCACCUGACCUUCGCCAGGAUUUUAACAUGAUGGAACAGAAGAAGAGAGUCUCCAUGAUUCUUCAAAGCCCGGCUUUUUGUGAAGAACUGGAAUCUAUGAUCCAGGAACAAUUUAAGAAGGGGAAGAACCCAACAGGUUUAUUGGCUUUACAGCAGAUUGCGGAUUUCAUGACGACGAGUGUACCAAAUGUCUACCCUGCAGCACCACAAGGCGGAAUGGCUGCGUUAAACAUGAGUCUUGGCAUGGUGACACCAGUAAAUGAUCUGAGAGGAUCAGAUUCCAUUGCUUAUGAAAAAGGGGAGAAAUUGUUACGAUGUAAAUUGGCAGCUUUCUACAGAUUAGCAGAUCUCUUUGGCUGGUCUCAGCUUAUUUACAAUCAUAUAACAGCCAGAGUAAAUUCUGAGCAGGAGCACUUCCUCAUUGUACCUUUUGGACUGCUCUAUAGCGAAGUUACUGCAUCUAGUCUGGUUAAAAUCAAUAUUCAGGGAGAUGUAGUUGAUCGUGGAAGCACUAACUUGGGAGUAAACCAAGCUGGUUUUACUUUGCACUCUGCAAUUUAUGCAGCUCGACCUGAUGUGAAAUGCAUUGUUCAUAUUCAUACGCCAGCAGGGGCAGCGGUUUCUGCAAUGAAGUGUGGUCUCUUGCCAAUUUCACCUGAAGCACUUUCUCUAGGGGAAGUAGCUUAUCAUGACUACCAUGGUAUUUUAGUGGAUGAUGAAGAAAAGGUCAUUAUUCAGAAAAAUUUGGGACCUAAAAGCAAGGUCCUGAUUCUCAGAAACCAUGGCUUAGUAUCAGUUGGAGAGACUGUUGAGGAAGCUUUCUACUAUAUUCAUAAUCUAGUGCUUGCCUGUGAGAUUCAAGUACGUACCCUGGCCAGUGCAGGUGGACCUGACAAUUUAGUUCUUUUAGAUCCUGGAAAGUAUAAAGCCAAGUCUCGUUCCCCUGAGUCUCCAGCAGGUGAGGGUACUGUAUCCCAUCCAAAAUGGCAGAUUGGCGAACAGGAAUUUGAAGCUCUUAUGCGAAUGCUUGAUAAUCUGGGUUACAGAACCGGCUAUCCAUAUCGAUGCCCUGCUCUGAGAGAGAAAUCUAAAAAGUACAGCGAUGUUGAGAUUCCAGCUAGUGUCACAGGUUACUCCUUUACUAGUGAUGGUGAAUCAGGCACUUGCUCCCCACUCAGACACAGUUUUCAGAAACAGCAGCGAGAGAAGACAAGGUGGCUGAACUCUGGCCGAGGGGAUGAUGCUUCUGAAGAAGGGCAGAAUGGCAGCAGUCCCAAGUCGAAGACUAAGGUGUGGACGAACAUUACACACGAUCACGUGAAACCCUUGCUGCAGUCUCUCUCGUCCGGUGUCUGCGUGCCAAGCUGUAUUACCAACUGCUUGUGGACUAAAGAGGAUGGACAUAGAACUGCCACCUCUGCUGUCCCUAACCUGUUUGUUCCAUUGAACACCAAUCCAAAGGAGGUCCAAGAAAUGAGGAACAAGAUCCGAGAGCAAAAUUUACAAGAUAUUAAAACCGCGGGCCCUCAAUCACAGGUUCUUUCUGGGGUAGUUGUGGACAGGAGUCUUGUACAGGAUGCUCCCCUCUCAGACUGUACGGAAUCUAUUGAAGGGCUCGAUCUCACAGAGCAGGCCUUUAGUCCCGCUAAAUCUCUGUCUGUUAGAAAGGGAGAACUGGUGACUGCGUCAAAGGCAAUAAUUGAGAAAGAAUAUCAACCAAAAGUCAUAGUGAGCACAACAGGACCAAAUCCCUUCAAUAAACUCACUGAUCGAGAACUGGAAGAAUAUCGCAAAGAAGUAGAAAGAAAGCAGAAGGGACCAGAAGAACCUUCAGAAGAUGGCAGGCAACAGAAAGAGAGAAGUCCCCCUGACCACACUUCAGCUCGCACUCCUCCCAGUACCCCGAUUAAAAUAGAGGAAGAGACACAGCAGGACCAGACUUACAAAGAUGACAGUGACGCUGCAACUUUCAAGCAAACCCUCCCAGAUCUCACCCCUGAUGAGCCUUCAGAAGCACUCAGCUUCCCUCCCUUAGGAAAGGAGGAAGGGAGAUGUGAUGAAGAUGUGCCCAAAAGCCAGACGGAACCACCUGCAGUGGAAAAUAAGGAACCCCAGUCUCAACCCGCUGAAGAGCCAGUAACACCAACAGCUGAGGAGGGGACAGCGGCUGAUGCAGGUAGUGAUGAAUCUCCAGGGAAGUCCCCAUCAAAAAAGAAAAAGAAGUUUCGCACUCCUUCCUUCCUGAAGAAGAGCAAAAAGAAGAGUGACUCCUAAAGGCCAAACACACUGCAGAAACACUGUCAUAUUUUAAAAUCCAUUAACCACUAGAAUGUACCAGAUCGUACUGAGUGUUUUGUCUUAUUAUGUAAAUGAAUGCAACAAGUAAUCCAACCAGCCCCUCAAGUUAUGGCUUGAUUGUUUAAGGUUAUAACCAGAAACUAAUGUCCAAAAAGGUGCUAAUCCUGUGUUUUCAGCAGCUACCACAGAUCUGAUCCCUAAUUUGUAAGCAAAUGUAAAUGACUUCCGUGUGGAAGGCAUUGAAUCGCUAUUUUUAAUUUAAAGCCCGCACUGCUUUACAAAAGAACAAAAGGAUUUUCACAAUUAAAAAUAAAACACGCAUUGCUUACCACAAGAA